GUGGCGCUACAAACAGUGAAAUUGAAAAUUUAAGGAUUGUCACGUGUGUGUUGAGUGCUGUCGUCUUCUUGAGGUUUUAAUGAUGAUGAACUUUGUAUAUAUUUUGAUUUUUCUCUUCGUUUGCAUUUUGUGUGAAGAUAAGAAAGAAAAACCGAGCUGGACGAAGAAGGACGUGCGUGAUUAUAACGAUGCUGACUUGGAGAGAUUAUUUGAUCAAUGGGAGGAAAAUGACGAUCCACUGGAAGAGGACGAGCUACCGGAAUACAAACGUCAGCCACCCAAGAUAGAUCUGUCCAACAUGGAUCCGAACAAUCCAGAAUCUCUACUCAAGAUGUCAAAAAAGGGACGUACGCAGAUGGUGUUUGUUUCCCUUUUGGGUAAUCCAACUAAGGAAGAAACUGAAGAAAUUACAAAACUUUGGCAAAGCAGUCUCAUGAACAACCAUAUUAAUUUAGAAAGGUACGUGAUCGGCGACGACAGGGUCAUCUUUCUGUUCAAGGACGGAGCGCAGGCUUGGGAUGCAAAAGACUUCCUGAUAGAGCAGAAACAGUUAAAAGAAGUAACCAUUGAAAACAAGCCUUACUAUGGAAAAUACAGUAACAUGGGAGGUGAUAAUGCGAAGACCGAGUUAUGAGAUUAUUUUCUGUUAUAGAUUUUUGUAAAAGAAAUAUAAAAAAUCUUAAAAAUGAUGCUGCAAUAAUUUAUUAUAUGAUAACAUAUGUAUAUAUAGAUUUUGUAGACACAAUUUUCUGUUUGGAAACACAAAUUGCAGUUAAUUUUUUCUACAAAAAAUAUUGUCGGCUAACAAUACCGUCAACUGUCUUCUCACGUAUCGUUUUUAUUUUGUAUAUGCGAUGCCGACAGAUCUCGUGUAAUCUCAAUUUAUCAAAUCUGUACAAAUUUAUAUAUUAAAAUAGGUGGGUGAUGAUUUCUGUCCCCCGCUAUAUUUAUAAAA
Centruroides sculpturatus (bark scorpion) is the source of this 955-nucleotide messenger RNA. RefSeq names its product LDLR chaperone boca-like (gene boca). The coding region runs from base 80 to 634 and encodes 184 amino acids. The transcript has 5 exons. Gene Ontology annotation, biological process: protein folding. NCBI's taxonomy places the organism in Eukaryota, Metazoa, Arthropoda, Arachnida, Scorpiones, Buthidae. The record is from RefSeq and is a predicted model, not a curated record.